AAGGUGUCUAAUGAUAGUGCAAUGGAGGUGAUCAAUUUCAUGUGUUUGGAGAGAGUGUAUUGGAUUGUUUGCGACCAUGGAAUACUCCAGAAGGCGACCAUUUGCGGCUAUUGUGUCUGCAAUCCUUCUCCUACGUUUGAGGCGUAGGAGAGAGAGCAGGCGACGCUUCUGGGUCCAUCCUGUCAUUGCCAACCGACAGGAAAGGGGACAGUUCUGGGCACUGUACGAGACCCUCCGGGCCCAUGAAGACAAAUUUUGGGCAUACACGCGGAUGUCCAUCACCAGCUUUGAUGAGCUCCUGGGGUUGUUGGGCACCCAUUUACAACGUCAGGACACAUUCAUGCGGGACAGUAUUCCACCAGCGGAAAGACUGAUCAUAACUUUGCGCUAUUUAGCUACAGGCCAAUCGUUGACCAGUCUGCACUACGCCUUCCAGAUCGGGAAAUCCACAGCCAGUGUGAUUGUGAGGGAAACCUGCAGCACCAUUUGGCAGGUCCUUCAUGCUGUUGUGAUGGGCCAACCAAACAAGGAGGAGUGGAUGAAAAUAGCGGAUACUUUUCAAAAUACCUGCAAUUUCCCGAACUGUGUCGGAGCAAUUGAUGGAAAACACAUCCGUCAAAAAGGGGCUUCCACGGCCAUCUUGCUUGAAGUCAUCACACACAGCACGAGAUUUAGCACUGGAGUUUCAAGCAAUCAAGAUGGCCGCAGCAGCCUUUUCGAUCUCAAAUGGAUAAGACAUGGAAGUCGUUGGGCUAAUGAAAACUACUUCCAGAACACGUGGCAUUCAUGCUCUGUCUUUGAUUUUUACUACCACUGUAUUGCAACGGAGCAGAGGCAGCACAAAGGACUUGGGCGGUGGGGAGCAGGUCCUCUGCCCAUCAGCUUACUUAUCUUAGCUGGAUACUCUGGCACUGCUUGGCUGGAGGGUACUGCAGGUUUCUCCCAGGAGGCACAUCUCUACUACUGGGGUUGA
Molecule: messenger RNA, 973 nt
Organism: Bufo gargarizans (Asiatic toad)
Lineage: Eukaryota; Metazoa; Chordata; Amphibia; Anura; Bufonidae
Exons: 6
Coding region: 77-973 (298 amino acids)
Source: RefSeq, a predicted model, not a curated record